This is a messenger RNA of Cyanidioschyzon merolae strain 10D, 2259 nucleotides long. RefSeq names its product MYB-related protein. The transcript has a single exon. NCBI's taxonomy places the organism in Eukaryota, Rhodophyta, Bangiophyceae, Cyanidiales, Cyanidiaceae. Gene Ontology annotation, molecular function: DNA binding. The record is from RefSeq and is a predicted model, not a curated record. Bases 1 to 2259 code for a protein of 752 amino acids.
AUGGAUAUUUCUGGCAGUGCUUGUGCCGUAGCUGCAGUUUUUCCACGUGCUGCAACUUGUACUAGUCGAUUUGGAGAGUCUGCUCAUUCCUCACAGCUCCCAACGAACCGGAAAGCGAACGCGCGAAUGAAAGCGACCGCGAAAACAAGUUCCGGAGCGCUCACACCGCAACCACGUUACUGGUCCGAGCAAGAGCACUUGCGUUUUUUGCAAGCGCUGGAGCUCUACGGGUUCAAAGAUGUGCGCUCGAUUGCGGAGCAUGUCGCAACCCGAACGGCAACUCAGGUGCGCACACACGCCCAGAAAUACUACCUGCGCCUUGCACGAGAGGCCGCAAAGCUGGUUCUGAACUUUGUGAAUGGGGAUGUUCAGCUCAGCAACGACCAAAUAUGGGAAUAUUUCAUUCUCUCCCAACAAGUGGACUCUCAGACGGGCAUGCGAAUCCCGAUGGUGGCGAUCGAUGCCGCCAGGGACCAGUUUCGAUCGCAGAGCCUUCUCGAUGUCCUGCAGCGCACCAGCGUGGACUCCGCCAGUAGUGUGGACGGGAAACCAGGGAUUACGACGGACCAAUCCGCUGGAUACAAGGAAUUUGAGCGAUCCGUGGGCAGAGAGAACGAGACAUCCCGAAAGAAAGGCCGUCGGCGACGGUCGUUGGAUGAGAGCGCGACUCAACGCCGCACCGAACUCUUCCUCGUUGAAGAGCAAGGCCAGUCAGAAGAGGAUGAUCCAAAAUCAGCCUCGGUUCCGAUGAGCUCUACGGACGGAAGAGAUGCUCCUGAUGAACUCGCGGUGCUUUUGGGUACAGAUUCCCUGGAUAUUCCCGAAUUGGCGAGCAGUGACGCGUAUUCCCCUCGUAGUGAUGGUGGAAGAGGUCGCCGUUCGCGCUCAAACUCGCGCGGUCGCUCGAGCGCUCGCCAAAAAACUGCUGGGGAUGGUAGUGCCGGACGCCGCUCCCGAAGCGCAGAAUCACAACGAGACGACGCAGCCGAUGGAGAGCUGAAACAUCCUUCGCCCAAACAGGCUAGCCAAGCACUGGAGAGUAUUCUGAAAGAGGAUGAUUUGCAGGAAUUCGAAUACGGACGGACGUGGAGCCAAGACGCACUCUUCAAUCCACAUGCGACGCGGGAGCCGGAGACAACGCGCCUGGGGUACCCGGCUCCGGUCAAAGGCAUCAACCCGAUUCCCAGCGAACUUAGCUUGCAUACGCCGACCCCCAGUGAUGAUCAUCGAGGAUACGUUCCGGGACAACAAGCUUCCCGAGCCGGUGCGUUCGCAACGGCAGACCUGUAUCGCCCGAUGGAAUUGGAUAUGGAUCUGUUGCAGCGCGGCCUCGAAGCGUUUGCCCAAGAUCCGCAAUGUGAGCCGCGCGUCAAGCACUAUGCGGAUCUACUUCAGGUGCAGCUACAUACCAGGAGGCUACGCGGUUCGCCCGCGGGAGACAGCUCCGGCAUCGAGUCUGUGCCCGAUACCGCCAGAGAGUCGAUCCCUUUGUGGCAACGACGGUCCGGACCUUCAUCGCCCUUGUAUUUUUCAUCCGUUCUCUCUGAUCGUCAUGUGAAUAGUUUUUCACCGACUCCGGAGACGGCGUCUCCCAUGAUAACUGCAACCGCUGCUGUGACCAUGCCAAUCGACGAGCUGGAUUUAGUCGCAAACCCAGGCGGCAUGGGCGGCUUGCAACCUUCAGCAUACCCAGUGAACGCUCCGAGCCUGCUGCCAUCCCAGAGCGCGCUACCGGAUCGCUCGGCAACGCUUUCUCCGCUUGUGCGUUCGCUGACACCGCGAACACUGUCGAUUCAGCGAAACGGCUCGACACAAAGCAUCCUGCAGCUCUUGUCCGGCAAGCCAACAGAUGAACUACCACCGAUGGCGUGGAUGUUUCUCAGUUCCAUCAACGACACUCAGGAGGAUCGUUUUCUUCAGAUGCUGCAGCACGUCGAGCACGGGGCAUUCCGCGCUACCGACGGAGAAGCAUCAACAGCGAGUGCGUACCCGAACGCGACACCCGUUGCGAGAGGCAAGGGCGAUGCGCCGCGGGACGCGAGCACGCACUCGACGGACACGGAUGUGAUGUUUAUCGAGCACGCACCGCGUACGGCGCCUCGAGAUCACACCGAUGACGUGUCCCUGCAGCAGUCGACGCGACCUCUACGACGCAACGAGCGAAUGAGCUGGGGGUCACUUGUACGGCUCCCGAGCAAUACAAGUUUUCUGAAUUUAGUCGAUCCGAAUGCCGUUCCUGAAGACCUGGACAGAUCAUAA